Messenger RNA from Klebsormidium nitens, 11322 nucleotides. NCBI's taxonomy places the organism in Eukaryota, Viridiplantae, Streptophyta, Klebsormidiophyceae, Klebsormidiales, Klebsormidiaceae. The record is from the annotation of a GenBank genome assembly.
GAGCUUCGCUAUCGCGCCGUGGGGACAUUCCCCGGCAGGGUCGCGCCGAGAGCCAGCUCAAGCCCUGGUACGCAAUUGUGCGGGAUUUUCUCCAGGAGGGGAAGCCUGUGGCCAACAUGAACAGGGGCGAGAAACAUCUUCCGCAACGCAGAGAGAGCAGGUCGCCUGCGGCGGACGCAACGAGGCAGGGUCGGAGGGAAAGGAACCGUGAUGCCAGAAGAGGAGAGAGGGAUCACCGGAGAGAGCGGUCGAGAUCCUGCGAUUGGGAGGCGAGGCCAGAAUAUGCCUCUCCUGAACGCGAGAGAAGUCUGCGGGAUGAGCCGGACAGGGAGAGGAGGCAGCGGGAGAAGGAGCGUGCGCGUCCACAGAAGAGGAGGUCUCUGUCGAGGGAGAAAAGUGAGAGGCGAGAGGAACGAGGGCGCAAUGUGCACACGGAGAAGGAGCAAGGGGGUCACAGAGAGCGCAGGCGUGGGGACGACAAGGGUGUUUCCAAAGGAGGUGAAAAGAGAAGAGGGGACGCGAAAGUAGAGGAGCGGGGCCAGGGCGAUCCUAUCAGCCCCCUUGUAGAGUUUGAUCGUGAGGAACAGGCUUCAGAAGGGAGGGGCGCCAGAUCAAAACUCAGUCCGGGAUUCCUGCGGAAGGACGGGGGUGAAACUCUGCAAGAGACGGCGGGCAGAAGUGUAGGGAGAAGCUCAGACAAGCCGGAGAGAAGAAAGUCGGGAACAACUGGGGAGAGAAGCUCAGACAGGGCGGGGGGCCGGAGGCAAGAGGGUGGGGGGGAGAAAGAUAUAAGGAGCGAGAGGAAUGUAGAGAGGGGCAAGGGGAGAAGCUCAGACAUGUCGGAGAGACAAAAGUCGGUGACAACCUCGGAAAGGGGCUCAGACAGGGCAGGGGGCCGGGGGCAAGAAUCGAGAGGAAAGGAGAGGGAGAGCGAGAGAGGGGGGGUGAAAGAAGGCAGAAGUCAGGAUAGCGGGAGGGCUGAUAGGCCGAGGUGGACCGUAGCACUGGAAGAAAACGCGCAUGAGGGUUUGAGAAAGUUGCCGGAGGUGAAGAGGGAGGAAAAGAGGACAGGUGAAGUCAGCUGCAGAGAUUGCGAACUUGGAGACGACCGUCGGGGCAGAAGCGGGCGGUCCCCAAUCUGGGCGGAGGAACAGCUCCCUGCAUCCUCGGAGGCUUUGGAGAGGGAAGCCCGUUUUAAGGAGAAGCGGAGGAAAGAUGCUGCCUAUGCGGCGUCUCGCUUGAAGUUGUCCAUUGUUGCAGAUCUGUGGAUGAGGGAAGAGGAGGAUGGUAUCCUUGAGGGCCCGCCAGGACGCCGAGGCGACUCAAAGAGCGCUGGAGAACCACACACUCCGAGCAGAGCGUCUGGAGGUGCGCAGGCAGGGGGUCCACAUGUUGACUUUGUCAGGGAGGCUUUCGGAGGGGCCGCGAUGGAGCCCUUGCGGGUGAGGGAGGACAGCCCUGCCUCGGUGGAAGCUGUGGACUCUGGCAGUCCCUGGAAGAGCAGGUCGCGUCCAAAGGUGCUGGCGCCAAAGUCAUCUGGGAUGGUCACGAAGGGCAACGAGAGGAGGCCUGGCGAAUCCCCGGGGAUAGCCACAAAGGGUGGGGAGAGGAGGCCCAGCGAUGGCGGGAGCUCAGUGGUCGAGGAUGGAAAGCGGACGGCUUCUGCUUUUGGCUUUGGCCAGCAGGAGGGUGGGAGCGCCAGACAGAUCGGCUGCGCUGAGAAGCCUGGGGCUGCCGCUGCUGGAGUAGAGAAGGCGAAUGGUAAGACAAUUGGCAGCAGAAUCGCCGCCGGGGAGGUCGCCACUCGGGGCCCGAGCAGGGGAGGCGCUGGUCCUGCUGGGAAGGAAGAGGCGCUCAACGGUGCAAACGGGAUGCAAGAUUUGGACCGGAUGGCGGCGCAGGGAGUUGCGCGUGGGGACGGGGAGAGGGUGGACUUUGGGCGCUCCCUUGGGGUGUCAGCUGGGGCUGUAAAGCGGAUGGAGAAGGCAGCGGGCGUGCAGAGCCCGGCCGCCAGUGUGCAGAGGCUUGCAAUGUCAGGCGGAACGGGGGUUGUAGAACUGCUAUUGGGCCCAAGUCAGUCGGAAGAGGACUUUCACACCGUGUUUGAGGAGGCGAGCGGACCGCAAAUCAGCACGGCUUUAACAGCGCUUCAAAUAUAUUCUGAGAGUGAGUCUGAGAGUGGAGAUGAGGAAGCAGACAGACCGCUCUUUCAGAGAAUGGGAAGCGAAGCGGCUGCGGCAUGCCAGGGGGCGGGCGGUACCUUGCAAUCGGAUGGGGGGGGAAGUCUCUUGAGUGAGAUUGGGGCCGAAAACUUGGUGAGCCCACCACCGGCUGCCAUCUGGGCGGCAGCGGCGGGGGGCGCCGUAGAGGAAGGGGUGGAGCAGGUAGCAGAGGUACGGGCGGAGCCUGGCAGUGCAGGCGAUCAGGAGGAGCCGCUGGGAGAUCAGGGACCCCCUGCCAGCAGCAACAGUCAACCCAACGUCCCUGGUCUUGCUACCAAGGGAUCGCCAGAGCCCCGCAUGCCCCCUCUUGAGGAUCCCAAUACCCCUUCCCCCGUCUUUGCCCCAACCGAUACUCGACUCUUUCCCCAGGCAGAUAACCCAGUAAGCAGUGUUACCCCAGCGGCUUCAUCGGAUAAAACACCGGGGGCUGUGGACACCGGCGUGCUGAUGUCAGCGAGCGCGCCGCAGGGUCCAGAGGGAACGGGGAUCGAGACGGAUGAUAUCACUGGUGUGGCUAACGAGGGGCCAGGGGGGGACUCGGCGGAAGGAAGGCACGCGGUUGGACUGGGGGCGCUUGGUGCAGCUGCUACUGCGCCCCCGGCGGGAGGGCUCUCAGUCCCUCCUCCUGAGGUCUUGGCAGAGUCUUCCAGUGGACCUGCUGAGGAGCCGGGGGCCAGGAAAAUGACAAGCGCAGGAGACCCGUCCUUCGAGGAUGGGGUGGCGGUCGAGGAAGAGCUGCCUGUUUGGCAAGGGCAGCGAAGCGGAGGAGAGCAGCCAAGCGAAGGAGAGCAGCCAAGUGCCCCAAUAGAACGGCCGACAGCCCUGGACGACGAACCUGCUGACAGUGGUGCGGUGCCUGGGGAAAGGACGCCGGAGGAGGGGUCUUGUCCCGUCUCUGUUACAAACCCUGCGGCAGUAGAAGAACAAAGCACAGCAGCCCUUGUCCAAUUAGGCCAGGAGCCCAGCAUCGGCCAGUGUGAAAGGGGCGGUGUCCAGCGGAGAGAUGCGCUAACAGCAGAGGAGGAACGAGAGGAAUUGCCUGACGCCAGGCAAAAGGGCCCCCCUGAGGCACCGGCACAGGGGGCGCCUGAAGUAGUUGCGGCGGGGUUAGCCGACGGUGCUCCGGAGGCCUUGGCUGGGACGCCGAAACAGAAUUUGGUUCCGCUCCUAGUUGCUAGGCUGCUGCCAAGCCCUACGGAGCUCUUGUCAGAAUCUCUGGGGCCGGUGGGGGGUAAUUUGACCGCGCAGGAGAGGCGCGGUCUAGACCUGACGGCGCUGCUUAAGAAGGGGUGGGAGACCGAUCGCUGUCCUGCCCACCCUAAGCUGGUGGCAGCUCGGAUCUUUUGCGUGGACUGCUCCGGUGCGGAGGGUCAGGGGAUGCCUUGCUGCGCAGCUUGCAGCAAGGGAGAUCACAGAGGCCACUUGGUUUUCGACAUCAAAUACAAAGACCGUGAGUGGCUGCUGGUGAUGGACAAUCGGCGCAACCUGAACGUGUCCGACCUGCCCUGUAAAGUAGUUGGCAGCGCAACCGGGGUGCGGAUCUGGCCUCGAGAGUCUGCACGCCCGUCGUCUGCAGCCCUAACCUGCAAGGCCUGCGGUGGCUUCCUGUCUGCAAGGAGCGAAGAGCAGCUUGUCUUCUGUUCGUUGCAGUGCAAGAUGGCAACCAACCCGAAGGCACUGCUGACCACAAGUGCGGCCGAUUGCCACCUUCCCCAAGCAGAGCAGACGCAGUCAAGUACGCCAGCAGAGGAGGAAGCCACAGAGUCCAGAACGGCAGCUGGCAGGAACGGGGCGGGUCACAUUGUCGCAGACGGAGGCGUGGACGCUGCUGAAUUGGCUGACGCUCUCAACAUCGCCGAUGACGUCAGUGAAAGAGUUGCUUCGGAGGCCCCGGCGAGGGCAGCUGAUACCCGGACGGACAAGGGGGCCUCUGCUGCGCGCUCACUUAGCCCGUCGGACGCCGAUUGGCUGGAUACGGUGCUGGAGAAGGGGUGGGAGAAACCGUGUCGUGAGCAUGCGGGGGGCAAGCGGCUGUUCUGCAUUGACUGCGCGCACAAACCAGGCUACGAGCGCCCAGUCUGCGCUCAGUGCGUCAAGAAGGAGCAUGAGGGACACAGGGUUGUGAAUCUGUCCCCUGGCCAUUGGUCCGCCGACUACUGGCUGCUAAUGGACGGCGUGCACGACCUCGACGUGUCCAACGUCGCCAGACGGAAGACAAACAAUGCAGCAGAGAACUCGAGCGGAGCGGUGAUCUGGCCGCGGGAAUCCGAGCCCAAGAACCAGACCUGUUUCAAGUGCAAAGGCUGCCGUCGCCUGGCCAUGGCGCGCGGGUGCGUUCAGAAGAAGGAGCCGGAAUUCUGCUCGGUACUCUGCAAGGUUCGAGCAGUCCCCAACAUGAUCCGGAAAACCAGUGUGGACGACUGUCGUCCCCAGCAAACAGGCAUAAAGCAGCCAACCGCGCCUCUGAAGCGGAAGGUGCUGUCUGCCGCAGCGGGUAGACCGGAUCCGCCGACAGCUGUCAGGGGUAGAGCAGGACAUGUACUGGCCGGAACGCCGGCGCCUGCCGCAGCGCUGCCACCUUGUGCCGAUGACAAAACGGGUACGACGGGCGAGUCUCGCACGACUGGUCUGAACGGCGAAUUUGGCCGGCUUUCAGCCAGGGCGGAUUCAGAAGGGGCGGUCGGCGCUCUUGUGAAGGAAUCAGCAGAUGCGCCCGGGGAAGGGAUAGCGGAUGGCGUCGAGGAGACCGCCGAUGGAGCGGCUGUUGAGCGGACAGCGAUCGCAACCGCUGCUGAAACGGAUGGAACCCCAUGUACCAACGCGUCGGCAGAGGGGGCUGUUUCUGCAGCUGUUCCGGCCCCCCGAGAACGAUACUGGGGCCCUGCGUGGCUGGAAGCGGUGCUCGAAAAGGGGUGGGAAGAGCCGUGCGACAAACACCCCCAGCCGAAGCGUUUUUUUUGUGUGGACUGCGCUGGUUUGCGAGGAUGCGAGCGGCCGGUCUCCGCGGGCUGCUUCGACAAGAAGCACAAGGAGCACAACACGAUAGAGUUGAGAAUUAGAGAUGGUGUCUGGCGUCUGGUGGACACAGGCCUUGGGGAGAUGGAGGUUUCCGACCUUCCCAGACGAAAGCUGCCGGAGGGGCCUUACGGGGUCCCGAUCUGGGCGGUACAGUCCUCGAAAAGGACGACAAGCGUCGUCCUCUGUCAAGGCUGCUUCGGUCCAGCCAGCUUUCGGAACGACCCAGCGCGCACCUUCUGUUCGCUCGAGUGCAAGGCCCGCACGGACCCCAAGUCAGUGCGCCCCACCAGCACCGACCCCUCGCCUGGUCCGCCAGCAGAGUCGGAAGCGCCGACUGAGCUCCCGAUGGAGGUUGCUGGAGAGAUAGAAGGCCUUCGAGCAGUUGGCUUCAAGUCUAUCAACGCUCUUGACUUGAGGGGCGAGGAGGCUGACGGCCUCACAGGACGGACUUGGCGCAAAGCCAGUCUCGCCACGGACGGUGCUCGAACGGUCGCGGAACAGGGAGUAGAUUGCAGCGGGGGGGAGCAGCUGGAGGCGGCCGCCCUGCUGGAGGACCCCCCGACUGCGGACCGAGGUGACGAACCUAGGACCGGCGACGUCAUCUUGGCGCAAGAAACGACGGCUGUGGCAGCAGAGAAGCAGACGACGGGAGGGCAUGCAGAACGCCGGGAGACGGAGAACGGAGAUGGGGACAUGGAGACGCCGGAAGGGCUAGCUGAGGCUGCCCCGAGAGGGACCGCCGAGAGGCCAAUGAAGGCGGCCGUGGAUUCUUCUGCCGCGGCAAGAGAAGGCGGGGGUGGGGCCGCUGAAGAGACGGUCGCUCUGUUGGCGACCGCAGGAGAUGCUCCGGGCCAGAGUGCAGGCAGUGCGAGUGGGGCGGAGGAAAACGAUGGGCUUGCAACGAGGGAAGCCGUCCCGCCUGGAAGUCUAGGAGUUUCGGGGGCCGGGUUAAGCAACGCAGCUGUCACGACGGUGCCUCAUCCGCCUCUAGAGGGGACGGAAAAGCUACCUGCGAGCACAGGAGCGCCUGGCGAAGCGAUGGCGAUGUCCGAUUGGCCGGUAGAGGGGACAGCGGAUGGGGGAGAAGAGGCGGCGAGAAGUGAAGUGGGAGAGAAAGUUGUUGACGGUGUCGGGGAGGGGCUGGGGCCUGUGCCUGCGGCGGGAGGAGGGACGGGGAGCGGAGGCGCGGAAGGUACGCUGGCAGAAGGGGGCAGCGACGCAGCUGUGCAGAACGUUGACGACGCCCCCUUUACGGUUGAGGACGCUACGGAGACAGUACUCACCGCCAGCGAAGAAAGGGGCCGGAUUCUUGAGGGAGGUGAGGGUCAAGUUUACAAGAGCGAGAAAUCAGCCGAUGGAUUGGAAGAGAGAGCCGACGGGGUAGCAGGGGGGAUGGCUCGGGCGCCUGGAGAGGGGGCUGCAGAAGUUACGGCUGCUGACGCUGGCGCGUCCGCCGAGAAGGUCGCCGAGGGGGAUCCCUCUGCUGAUGCAGCUGCUACGGAGAUCCCUGCAGCAGGCCCGCGGCGCCACUGGGGCCCCGACUGGCUGGAGACGGUGUUUGAGAAGGGGUGGGCGAAGCCGUGUUCGACGCACAAGUAUGGCAAGCUGGUGUUUUGCCUUGACUGCGCCGGCACGACCCAGCAGACCCGCCCGACGUGCGCCGGUUGCUUGAGAGGGGAUCAUCAAGGCCACGAAUUAGUAGAGAUGCGAGUCCAAGACCAGGUCUGGAUGCUGGUCGACGGCACACACGACUUGGACGUCUCCAGAAUCUACGCAAAGAAGGGAUCGGGCUGGAGCGGGAUGCCCAUCUGGCCGCGCCACUUCCAGACGCGGCAAACUGGCAACCUCUGCCUGUGCUAUGGCUGCGGCGUACAGUGGCCGUUCAGGGGCGGCGAGGUGCCGGCGUUCUGCUCGGUGCUGUGCAAGGCCCGAACCAACCCCCACUCAGUCUCGACGUACGAGUACCGGGCUCAACAGAUUGAAGCAACGGAUAGACGCGUGGCAGCCGGCCGGAUAGCCGCUUGUGCUCCGCUGGGCAUAAGUGAUCCCCUCGUGGACCUGGACACAGGCCCUGAGGAAACGGGAGCUCAGAGAGCAAAGGCUCGAAAACCAGCGACGGAGGACGCGGAGUUGAGCCCCGGAAGAUCGGGCGUAGAGGAACCGGGUACCGAAAGGCCGGGCGUUGAAGAACCAGGGACUGCCCGCUGUGCAGAAGGCGCGUCACAUAAGGGGCCGCUGUCGCGUGACCGGGACGGAAAGAAGCGGGAAGAGGGGAUUGACGACGGCGCAAGGGCAAAGGGGGUGGAGAGUGCGGCGACAUCCGAAGGAAGGGUUGAUGCUGCGGCAGCAAAGCGGGCGCUCGUUGGAUUCCGAGUCGGCCGGGAGCUGCCACGUGGCACGAUCGUGCUCAUCACCGUGGGGCCGAAGCGCAUGAAAAAUGUCCCCGGCUUCCACAAAAAGCAGGGAGUUGUGAUCGAGGCGCAAGCUGACGGGACCCAUAAAGUGUUCCGUGGAAAGGCGGUCUGCAAGUGGAACCGGAGUUUUCAACGGAGUGAGCUCCAAGUCAUGGGCAUUCCAAAGGGCCAUCACCUUCGCGCAAAGGAUUUUGAGAAGGGGUCAUGGGACGGAAAGAUGACUGCCGAAGAGAUCACGAACGGGGCCGGCCUCUUAGACGCAGACGGCCGUAGUUUCUACAAACUGCGCAAGACUCUCGUGUCGGCUGGGGAGAAGGAGAAAGCAGGAGUGGAGGGGAGUGACGCGAGCAGAUGGGGAGAUGACAUCAGUGAGGGCGGCGUGGUUCUGGGCAAGAGGAGACAGAGCGGCUCGGCAGGAGAGUCGCACGACGAUGAGGGGGGGAGGAAGAUGAGCUUGAAGAAAGUCAUGGAAGCAUCGGACGCGUCGAAGAAGAAGCCGCGGGGCGGGGCCGCGAACAGCGCGCAGGAGGCAGCUUUGAAGAAACCUGCUCCAAAAGCUUCGGAAAGGAGGGUGUCUCGAGAGCUUUUGUGCAUUGUCGGCGAUGUUGAUCUGGUUGCUAGGGAGGAAAGGCGGGCAACGAGAGCGAGAGCAAAAGAUCCCCAACCCGCUGUCGGCACGGGGCGCAGGGGAACGGGGGGAAAGCGGAAGCUGGACAGAGCGGUCGAAGCGCCCAAGGAGAAGAAGGCGAGAAGUGCGGGGGAUAAUGAAGGCGACGAGCAGGCCAAAGGAGGAGCAGAGACACCAAACCGAGAAAGCGGUGCGCUGAAGCUGUUCACGGGGGGCAUGACGGAGCUUGCGGCUCUCCUAGCGAACCUCGGCAACGAGGGCAUCGGUCUCGGUCUCGAUGCGCAUGCCGUUCUGGCGGGUGCGGCGGAUGUCGUCAGCGCGAGCGCGGCUGCUGACGUCAGCGGGAGCGCGGCACUAGCGCAGACCGUAGCACCACCGGCCGAGGCUGCGUCGCAAGGGGGGGCCGAACCGGGAACGACGGUGGUUGACUUGGAUCAAGACGAGCCAUCUUCAGAAGAUGCGACCCCCAAGAAGAGACAACGGAGAAGCGCGCCAGCAGCGUACCCGCUCCUAAGCGAUGGCGUGCAACUUUUGGAUCGGUCGAGCAAGCGGGCGGCUGCAACCAAGGCCUGCCAGAAGAUCAAGCAGAAUCUGAUCCGAGAGCGGAUCCCGAUAACCGACGACGGGGAGCAGGUGCCUCAGGAGAAGGCCGAGCCAGUCCCUCAGGCAGCGGCAAAAGCUCUGGCCGUCCCGAACCGGGAGACCGAACCCCACGGUUUAAAGGCGCCCCGCCCACCUACGGCGCCGCCAGCGGGGCUGUGCUGGCUCGGAAGUGGGCGGGUGGCCCCAACUGGGGGGUCGCUACCAGGGCAAAUGCAGGCCCCCGCGAGUGCUCACCCUGCAACUUCGAGCAUCGGGCACUGGGCACCUUUUAAACUUGGGGACCCAGUGGCCGAUCAGUUUGCGUCGCAAAUCCUAGCCACCAGCUUCCGAGCGUCCCGCAAUGCCUCCAGGGACCCAUCGGACAGACUAAUUAUCUUCAGGACUGAGACAAGCCUCGUCGUCGGCGGCCGCGUGACUGCGGCAGGGGCUAUACUCCUGGAUCAAUGGGGCUUGCAGCUGCAUCGGAUGGGUUUUCCUGGCGUCGUCGUGGAUCGAUCUGCAAAGACGGUGGUCAGUCUGCUCCCCGUUCCAGUGCCUUUUCCCGGAGCGCCCAUAGCCAGCGUAUUCUCACCCGCAGUCCAAAAGGGUGCCACUGCGGAGCUCCAAGCCCGAGGGUCAGCCGCCCCUGCAACCGAAGUGCCGCCACUCAUCCCGAGCCGACAAACGAGCGACCAAGAACCCGUUCUCGGCCCCGGGGCAAUGCGGAAUGGAGCUCCGAGCGUUCCGACAUCAGUUGCGCAGCCUGUGACUGCCCAACCGCCUCCCCCGGAGCGCAUCCCAACUCCAAGUCCGAGAGCGGGAUCGAUCCCCCCUGAGGAAGGGGUCGGUCCAAAGGGCAAGAGACAGAGCGCCGCGACAGUUGCGUGCCUGGCACUAGGGACUCCAAGGGAAUGGAAGCGCCAGAGGCGGGCGGAGGAGGAGUGUAGCCCUGCCGCGGAGGGCUCCGAGGUGCGCUCAGAAGAUCUGAGUGAGGCUGCCGAAUUGGAGCGACACGAGGCAGAGGGGACCGGUGGCCCCGUCCCGUCGGAUCCGGUCCUGGUGUCCCCCCCGCCUGCGGAUUCGACGGAGCUGCCGGAUUCGAAAGAGUCGCAGCUAGGGAUGGGGCCGCUGGGAAUCGAAGCCGUGCCGAUUCCUCUGGAGGAGCCGCAUGUGAGGCCCAAGAGAAAUGCGCGCGUCGAGACCUCGAAAUUGGCAGCCCCGCCGGCGGCAGCUCGGUACGCUGUCAUACGUACGCGGCCCGCGAAAGGGGGCCCGUUCGCCACUGAGAAGAUCAUCGCGGCCCCGGACGCGGGGGUCCACGAAUCCCUGGGUGAAAAGCAGUCAGGCCCGCCAGCCCAAGAACAGACUCGUCAAGGCGAAGUGGGGGAUCCCCCAGAGACUGGCCCGCCGACGAUGCCAGUGACGAAGCGAAAGGGUAGGCCGCCCAAGAAGAAGCUCGACGAGGCCGUGGCGGCGCCCGCCGCUGACGUCACCGGCGGCGCUGACGUCAGCAAGGGCCACUCCAGCGGCGCUGAUGUCGGCAAGGGGGCCGCAACACCCGCUGCCCACACCCCCCAGAAGAAGAGGUCCCAAGGGGGCAAGCGGCCGCAGGAGAAGGCGGCGGGGGCGGCAGGCGCGGCGGCCGCUGACGUUGGGGUCACGCAUGCUGACGUCAGCAUGACGGAAGCAGCGGCUGUUGCAGCGCCCCUAGUGGUUCCGAAGGCGGCAAAAGGGGGCAAGGGGAGGGGUCUGCAGCAGCAGCAGGCGGGCCGGAGCAUGAGCGCCGUUGCGGGGGGGGCAGCUCACAAUGCCAUCGUUCCCAGGGGGGCAGUUUCUGCGGUGGGAGAGGGGGGGGCGGCGAGCAACGGGGCUGCGAACGGGAAGAAGCUGGUAGUGGCAGGGGGCCGGCGCGUGGUGAACCUGCCAGCGUUUCUGCUGGACUCGUCGGAUGAGGAGAGUGACGAUGAAGAGGAAGAAGAGGAGGACCAUGGGCCUCCGGAGGAACUGAUGGCCAUGUGCAAGCUCUUCGACGAAGUUCGCACCGAUUACAAAAAGGUCCGCGAAGCCAUCUUCUACCUGCACUACCUCAAGGGCGUGACGAUGACCAAGGACCUGCUGGCCAGCUCGCAAGUGGACGUCCGAGUGCGCGCCCUCAUGGCUCACGCCCAUGCGGGCGUCCGCAACCAAGCCCAGAAGCUCGGGCAGCAGUGGGAGCCGUUGAGGAGAGCAUGACGUGUGCCACGUCACUUGUAAGUAUCCUGGGGCCUAGCCUAGCUGUAUGUUUGAUAAGCGGAUGAUUAAGUUGUGAGGUCGACAGUAGUUUACUGCUUUAGUAAGUUCAGACUGCAAGACGGUGCCUAUAUUUCAAUAGGUUUGAGCUAUAAGCUGCCGGACGCAAGUACAGCGAGGAUAUCCUUUUCGUCCCUCGAUUUUUUUGCGCAAUGUAAGAUGAUCAAUC